Plenodomus lingam JN3 is the source of this 984-nucleotide messenger RNA. Lineage: Eukaryota; Fungi; Ascomycota; Dothideomycetes; Pleosporales; Leptosphaeriaceae. The record is from RefSeq and is a predicted model, not a curated record.
AUGCCGAUUUCCAAGAAAGACAGAAUCCAGCGCGAGCACAAAAAAGCGGACAAGGCAGGCACCCGCGCGCCGGUCAAGGCGAAUGGACUGCCCGUCAAGGCACCAAAGCCUACUUCAAUUACACGCCGACUACGAAGUUCGAAAUGCAAGCGACAUUUCGAUAUCAGAGGAGCGCUUGCAUCCUACAUGCCGUAUCCACGGGCUAUCCGAUACACAUGCACUCUGAGCUGGACAAGAUUUGAUUACGCCGGUCUUAUACCACAAGCCCGUAUAACUUCAUACGCUUUAGCCUCAGAUGUUGCCUCCAAUGACAUCGAAACCAGUCUGGCUGCAGUCUCGCAAAGCGUUUCAGUCGGUACAACCCACUACAAACGACUCCCUUGCUGUGGGCUAGACGCGGUGUAUAAGAUUCAACAAGAUGAUAGCCACUUAUUCUCUUCACCUCUAGUAUGCGACUCCCAGCGAAACAAUGUUCGUGCCUGUCUUGCACGUCUACGCUCUAUCGGCACCGGAGAACGCAUUCGAGAUGCGGACAUGGGCACACCCGCAUCUCCGGUGCGCUGUCAACAUACCCUAACCUAUCAGAAGAUUUCUAGUCGAAUGGACAUCAAGACAUGCUGCCUCAUCUGGAUCUCAUUUACUGACCUGAGCUCGUUUGCGCGAGCCGUUAGCGUAUUCGACCACCCCAGCAGGGCCAAGGUGCCGGAUUUACAGCAUAUCACCGCAGAAAGACACCUAUCACAUGGAUAUUGGCGAGACACCAGAUGCAGACGAACUGGUCCUGACUACUGUAUUCUCAACAACAUACGGUUCCAGGUUGUCAGAAUCUGUAUAGCUCAAAAUCCUAAUCUCUUUCAUGUCAACAAAUUUGCCUUUUCUUCUCACCGCUCUUGCUGCAGCCCACUGAGAUUGAACCCUGGAAAUUGUCUUCUGGCAGGGUGGCUCGUGGAAGUAAUCGCUUGUUCUUUGGUACCCUCAUACUAA